Messenger RNA from Impatiens glandulifera, 2093 nucleotides. RefSeq names its product kinetochore protein NDC80 homolog. Gene Ontology annotation, cellular component: Ndc80 complex. Gene Ontology annotation, biological process: attachment of mitotic spindle microtubules to kinetochore. The record is from RefSeq and is a predicted model, not a curated record. The transcript is spliced from 5 exons. Bases 186 to 1904 code for a protein of 572 amino acids. NCBI's taxonomy places the organism in Eukaryota, Viridiplantae, Streptophyta, Magnoliopsida, Ericales, Balsaminaceae.
GGACCUAAUCUUCUUCUUCUUAGUCGGUUCUCCACUAUUCCGAUCAGUACCACGGCAAUCGUCGCUCGGUAUCCGGUAGCACGGAUCAACAUCAACUCAGGCAGUCGGAAGUUAAGCCUUCUUCUACUGUUGUUCACUCUUCAGUCCAGCAGUAGCGUCCACGGUCCAGCCUCAGGAUCCAGAAGAUGAGGAACACCAGCCGUCGCCCUCCGAACGAGUCCUUCGCGGAUGACAGAAAGCCCCCGCCGACCCCCAUGUCCUCUGGAGAUCCCUGGUUAUACCCCGGAGUUGGAGGGCGUCGCGAUUCUGACGCAAGCUUUUGCAGCAACCGCUCUGCUGCGAGUUCUGUUCCGAUAACUGAUCGAGGGAACCAAAUUUCAGCCAUCCGAACUAUCAAUUCGUUUCUUGCCUCUCACUCAUGUCCAAUCAUCAUCAAGCCUUCUUUACCAUCCGGAAAGGAAGUAAUUGAAACCCUAAAAUUCAUACUCAACUGCCUUGAGUUUCCUUUAAAAAAACUCGAAGAUGAUCUUUUCACUGUUUUAAAAUUCCUCAACUGUCCAAUUAAGAUCAACAAAUCGGCUCUUAAAUCUCCUGGAACUCCUCAUGUAUGGCCGAGUCUCCUAGCUGUAAUCCAUUGGUUGGUCCAACUCUGCAUGUAUGACGACUGUUCAACCGAACCUACGCAGGUCAUUUCGAUGUUUGAGGACAAUAAGAUGCUGACUAAUUUGACAGAGAGUUAUAAACACUUCCUUCAGGGUGAUGAUGAGGCAGCUGAAAUGGUGGAUAGGGAGUUCAUUGAUAAGUUGGUGCUAGAUAAGGAUGCUGUGCAAGAAGGUGUGAAUUUGGCGGAGGAAAACGUAAAGAGUUUGGAGGCAAAGUUGGAAAGUCUGAGGUCGGAGCCAUCUCUUAUAGAAUUGAGGGAAAGAGAGAUGAGAUCUCUGGAAGAAGAUUAUGGAAAAUUUCAGGUGAUAGUUGAUCAAUAUAAUGGACAUAAAGUAAGUUUGGAAAAAUCAUGUGAAGAUAAAGAGAAGAAAUUGGAAACAAAAGUUAUGGAGACUGUCAAGGUUUGUGAGGAAAACGAGGAGUUGAGAAAGAAGAUUGAAAUUCAGGGUAUUAAUGCGAGGGAUGCAGAGAGGAUGAAGAAGGAAUUGCAGGCAGUGGAAAGGGAUAUUGCAGAGGAAGAAACUGCAAGGAAUUCUUGGGAGGAGAAGGCUUGGGAGCUCGAUUCUUCUAUUAGCCAAAAGUUAAAAGAACUUGAGACACUUUUGAUGGACGGCAAUCAAGCUCUUAAGAGGAUAAAGCUUGGGAAUACAUUCCAGUAUGAGUUAAAUAGCAGAGGUUCAACGGCUGCUGACGUUUUGGGAAUUGAUUAUAAGUCAACUCUAAAGCCUGCUCUCGACUCCUUAGCUAAUGAUAUAAAGAACAACUCAAUGACAAAGCUGGAAGAGCGUAUAUCUCUUCAGCAACAGUCAGUUGAUAUUGCAGCAAAGAUAGAGGCAAAAAAAAUCCGCCUUUUAUCUCUUCAAUCGUGUUUGGAUGAAGUGGAAGAACAAAUUAAUUGGUUGAAGAAGGACAGCCAAGAUUAUAUUUCAAGAUGUGCUUCCCAAGCACAAAUGAUGGUAGAGAACGUUGAAUCAGAUGCUCAUAAAUUGGAAGCUCUCGAAAAAGAAGUAGAAAUGUUUUUGAACAAUUCAAAACUAGAGUUGCAGAAAACAGUAUCAGAAGAUGAAGAAGAGACUCAGAUGUGCGCCCGUGAACUUUUUGCAGUGGUGGAUUCGGUUUCCAAAUAUAAGGAAAAUGUUGCAUCGAAAAUCAAUGAGAUGGAGACAAAGCUGUCGGAGACCGUUAAUGCCAUCUCAGAUAUGCACAGAAGUUCGUACUACGCACAAUUUGAUAACAUCUAGGCCAUGUAAAACAUGGAUCAUCAACAUGUUCCCUUUUUUAUGUUUGUAAUAUCUAUGGAAGUUAGUUUACUCCAUUCACUUGAUGUUAAUUUCAUAAUUGGCUGAUUAAGUUUAAAUUGUAAGGAAAUGUAGAUUUAUGUGGUAGUAGUUUGUACCUCAAAUUUGUAUAAAUAGAUUUUUGUGAUACAA